AUGCCUGAAGGCAGUACCCAAAAUUCGCCACGAAGAACUCCUGAAGAACCGAUGCAAGCAGAUUCACCAACAAAUUUCUCGAGUCCAGAUGAGAUGUCACAAUCUAUUGACAGCACCGUACGCGUUUUCCAGGAAGAGAAUGGAAGGACAUAUCACGGCUACAGAGCAGGAUCAUAUCCUUAUCCAAACGACUGCAAUGAACGAGACCGGCUAGACAUGCAACAUGCUAUGCUCAAGUUUGCUUUUAAAGGCCGUAAUCACUUUGCGCCAUUAAAAGACCCUAAAAGUAUUCUGGAUAUCGGGACUGGCACAGGUAUAUGGGUGAUGGAAAUGGCACGAGACGAAUUUCCAAAUGCUCAGAUAGAUGGAACAGAUCUCUCACCCAUCCAACCAACGGACGUUUAUGACAACGUUCAUUUCUUCAUCGAUGACGCCAGCGAAGAAGACUGGGCAGUCCAAGCGGCGUCCUAUGAUUAUAUCCACACUCGAGUGCUUCUAGGAUCGUUUGGAGAUUUUCGAGACAUCAUUCGGAAAGGCUUCUACUACACCAAGCCGGGAGGUUACAUGGAGAGUCAAGAAAUCUUCCCGACGCCUUUCUGUGACGAUGGGACGAUGCCUGACGAUUGGCCUUUCCUGGAAUGGUCGAAAUAUUUCGACCAAGCCGCAACCAUGGCAGGCCGCCCAGUCCGGAUAGCCCACAAACUGAAACGAUGGUAUGAAGAAGCUGGCUUCGUUGACGUCCAAGAAAAGAUAAUCCGAAUACCCAUUAAUCCCUGGACAAAAGACAAGCAUGCGAAGACUCUAGGCAAGAUGUCAGAAGCGAACCUGAUAGAUGGCCUUGGUGCUUUCACUCUUGGACCUUUCUCCCGCAUGUUUGGGUGGAACAGCACGGAAAUAGAGGUUUAUCUUGUAAAUGUCCGUAGAGCUGUGUCAGAUAGACAUGUGCAUGCUUAUUUGAAGAUUUACGUGGUUUGGGGACGCAAGCCUAAGACGUCGAAGAAAUCGGGGUCCUACUCAUGA
This is a messenger RNA of Cadophora gregata, 1020 nucleotides long. RefSeq lists its product as uncharacterized. Lineage: Eukaryota; Fungi; Ascomycota; Leotiomycetes; Helotiales; Ploettnerulaceae. Bases 1 to 1020 code for a protein of 339 amino acids. The record is from RefSeq and is a predicted model, not a curated record. Gene Ontology annotation, molecular function: methyltransferase activity. The transcript has 7 exons.